CAACCAGGUCCUCGGCAACACCGCAGAGCAAGGAUCUAGUGAGAGAAACCAUUUGAUCACUCAAUCCUCGCCAGUAUUACUGUAGCCAAUUCCAAGAGACAAAAUGCAGGCGGCUUUCAGUCUCUCAACACCAACAUCAAUCACACGAUCAACCAAGAGCCCACCAUCGUUGUACAAGACCAAGCCAAGGACGAAGACGGUUCUUCCAUGCCCACAAGUCAAGACGACUGCUGAGCCUCUUGCAUUCAACUACAACUCUACUUUUUCCGUCUUCCCAGCAGAAGCAUGUGAGGUUGUGGGAGGAGCUGCAUGUGCCACCAUCGUGUGCCCGGAUGUGAAGCCCAGAGCAGAGACCGCCGGAAACUAUGGACGCUGGGUGCUGGCUGAGCAGGUGGACAGAGAAUACCUGCAGUACGAGGAGGCCAAGACAGUGUUUCGAUCUGAGGCGUGUGAUGAUCUCGGAGGUGAAUUCUGUGAGGCAGAGUAUCAGACGGGAGACUACUGAUCACAAAAGAAGCUGUUCCUUGUAGAAUCAUAUAUAUCCCUUGCAUGUCUUCCCUUUUAGAUUGCCAUUCACUUAGACUCAAAAUACAAGGAUCCUGCAGUGUGCCAAAAAUCAGAGAGAGAGAGAGAGAGAGAGAGCUUGUAUGGUUCUGGUGAAUAGAUAUAUCUAAUAUCCCCCUUUGGUGCUGGAA
Molecule: messenger RNA, 695 nt
Organism: Nymphaea colorata (pocket water lily)
Lineage: Eukaryota; Viridiplantae; Streptophyta; Magnoliopsida; Nymphaeales; Nymphaeaceae
Product: light-regulated protein, chloroplastic-like
Exons: 3
Coding region: 104-505 (133 amino acids)
Cellular component (GO): chloroplast
Source: RefSeq, a predicted model, not a curated record